AGGUGUUAGAGUUACGUAACCUUCUUCUUAUUUGUAAAUCCCGCCGUCCCAAAUGUAUAUAUAUUUUUAGAUUAAACAGUCAAAAACUCCUAACCAUUAACAUUUAAACUUUAAACAUUUUUAACUUACCGCCGUUUUCCUACAAAAAAGUUGAUGUUUUUUACCCUAAGUAUCGAAUUUUGACAGACCGUACAAAUCUGUCCAAAACCUGUUAGAUUGAUCUGAAGCUCCUCCAUUUUUCUUUUCCCCAAGGCUUCAUGGUUGACUGACCUCUCAAGUAUCAUGAAGUUCUGUUUCAAUCAAACGACUCGUGUCUUCUAAUCGAUACAAACUAUGGCUGAAACUACCGCAACAGCCACCGUCACCAACAACAGAACCGCCAUCGCCACCGCCACCGGCACCACUUACACUGUUCCUAAGCUCGAACCAUCACCCUCCGCCUCCAUGGCUACAACUAUUGAGGAUGUAGACGAAGAUAUGUUUCUAUCAAAGUCCGAGUUAUUAGCUCGUGAAGAAGUACUUAAACGACGAUCUCGAAAACUGAAGCAGAUAGCUAGGGUUUACAAGGAUCAUUACUGGUGUAUGAUGGAAGAACUGAAAUUGAAGUACAGAGAAUAUUAUUGGGAGUAUGGGAAGAGUCCGUAUCAGGAUGAUGGAUCAGUAACUGAAAUCGAUGCGGAAAAGAAUGGCGAUGAUGAGUUAGGGUUAGAGUUCAGUAGCGAUUUAAGUCGGUGUGCUGUUCAUGGAUGUAAAUCAAAAGCCAUGGCGCUAACCAAGUUUUGUCACGCUCAUAUAUUGUCCGAUUCUAAACAGAAACUCUACAUGGGUUGCAAUUACGUGAUCAAAAGCUCACAAGCAGGACCUAUACUUUGUGGGAGACCAAUUCUUAAAUCCACAGUUCCUUCUCUAUGUGCAACUCAUUUCCAAAAGGCAGAAAAACAUGUUGCAAGGGCUUUAAAGAAAGCAGGGCUAAAUGUAACCUCUACUAGUAAAGUUGCUCCAAAAUUUCAUGUUAUUAUUGCAGAAUAUGUUCGUCUAAUUCAAAGUAAAAGAAGAAUUGCUCAUAAAGCAGAAUUAGAGAAUCUUGAUGUAAAAGAAGAAGAUAUCAGCAUUUAAAAUUGUUGUAAUGUGAAUUCAAGUGUAUUUUUCAAAUUGUAUUCUACCUCUUUUCCUCUUUGUUUGUUUCUUUUUCCCUUUUUCUGCCCCUACACAUUUUAAGUCAACAGAUAUUGUAAGAUAGCUGAUUUUAUGGAGCUCUGAAUUGGAUCUUUGUGUUGCUAGAUCAAACUUUGUGCAUUGAAGGUAUAUACUACAUCAUUAGUGUUUUGUAUUUUGUAGUUGUGGUCUAAAGUUUCAAUGUUUGUGUAUGUUGUUUAAAUAUAUAUUGUUGCAAAAUGUUUUUCUUUGAAAGUAUCCGAGUCUCCCAAUUUAAAUUUGAG
This is a messenger RNA of Lactuca saligna, 1439 nucleotides long. Lineage: Eukaryota; Viridiplantae; Streptophyta; Magnoliopsida; Asterales; Asteraceae. The record is from the annotation of a GenBank genome assembly.